Molecule: messenger RNA, 1674 nt
Organism: Raphanus sativus (radish)
Lineage: Eukaryota; Viridiplantae; Streptophyta; Magnoliopsida; Brassicales; Brassicaceae
Product: 3-epi-6-deoxocathasterone 23-monooxygenase CYP90C1-like
Exons: 9
Coding region: 1-1350 (449 amino acids)
Biological process (GO): brassinosteroid homeostasis; sterol metabolic process; multicellular organism development
Molecular function (GO): heme binding; oxidoreductase activity, acting on paired donors, with incorporation or reduction of molecular oxygen, NAD(P)H as one donor, and incorporation of one atom of oxygen; iron ion binding
Source: RefSeq, a predicted model, not a curated record
AUGUAUAAUGAUACAUUUUCUGACUCGUUAUUUCAUUUUUCUUACGGAAAUCUUUCUGCAUGUAAACCAUAUAGGUACGGGAAGGUGUUCAAGACGAACAUAAUAGGGACACCAAUCAUAAUAUCAACCGAUGCAGAGGUUAACAAAGUGGUGCUCCAAAACCAUGGGAACACAUUUGUCCCUGCAUACCCUAAAUCAAUCACUGAACUACUUGGAGAAAACUCUAUUCUCAGCAUCAAUGGACCUCAUCAAAAGAGGCUACACACGCUUGUUAGCGCGUUCCUUAGAUCCCCUCACCUCAAGGAGAGGAUAACUCGAGACAUUGAGGCCUCGGUUGGUCUCACUUUAACUUCUUGGUCUCAACUUCCCUUGGUUCAUGUCCAAGAUGAGAUCAAAAAGAUGACGUUUGAGAUAUUAGUAAAACUGCUGAUGAGCAUAUCUCCUGGUGAAGAUUUGGAUAUUCUAAAGCUCGAGUUUGAAGAAUUCAUCAAGGGAUUGAUUUGUAUCCCCAUCAGAUUCCCGGGCACUAGACUUUAUAAAUCUUUAAAGGCGAAAGAGAGCUUAAUAAAGAUAGUUAAGAAGGUUGUGGAGGAGAGACAAGAGGCUACGAUCGAGAGGACAAAUUCUCCAGCGAAUGACGCGGUGGAUGUGCUUUUAAGAGACGUUAACGACGGUGGUGGUUCGGAUAAGCAAUCUCAGCCGUUAGAUUUCGUCAGCGGAAAGAUCGUAGAGAUGAUGAUACCCGGAGAGGAAACGAUGCCAACGGCGAUGACGUUGGCUGUCAAAUUCCUAAGCGACAAUCCCGUCGCUCUAGCCAAACUCGUGGAGGAGAAUAUGGAGAUGAAGAUGCGUAAAUCGGAGUCGGGAAAAGAAUACAAUUGGUCAGAUUAUAUGUCUCUCUCUUUUACUCAAAACGUGAUAAAUGAAACAUUGAGAAUGGCUAAUAUCAUUAACGGUGUGUGGAGGAAGGCUCUUAAAGAUGUGGAAAUUAAAGGUUACUUGAUACCAAAAGGAUGGUGUGUAUUGGCUUCAUUCAUAUCAGUUCACAUGGAUGAAGACAUUUAUGAGAAUCCUUAUCAAUUCGAUCCGUGGAGAUGGGAUAGGAUUAAUGGAAUGUCAAACAGUAAUAUUUGCUUCACACCCUUUGGUGGUGGGCAAAGGCUAUGUCCCGGUUUAGAACUAUCAAAGCUCGAAAUAUCCAUCUUUCUUCACCAACUCGUAACCCGGUACAGUUGGACAGCCGAGAAAGACGAGAUCGUGUCAUUUCCAACGGUCAAGAUGAAGCGGAGGCUUCCGAUCCGAGUGACUCCCGUGGAGAGGACCUCUCCUAUCUCAGUUGAAGAUCAUUAGCUAAUAGUUCCUUGAAAAGAACCAAGUGUUUUAGGCAAAAUGAGGCAGAGAAGCAAACAAAUAAGUUUUAAAAUGUAGCAGAGAAGAGAAGCAAGUAAGUUUGGAGGGUAAGGGCAGAAAGAGCCAUACGUACAGCUAGCUAGUGAUGGCUCAAAGAUGAGAGGCUAAUUGUUUUAUUAAUUUUUUACAUGUCAGAUUAUAGGCGUUGGUUAGGUUGUCCCUUUCUCUUUUAUUAUCGUAUCAAAGCCAAACGCAACUUGAGAUAUGAUUCUUUUCCAAAAAAAAAAAAACUUGAGAUAUGAUUCUAUAUCUAUACUAUUAUUU